GGCGCAGUGGUCCCCGCGGGCUUGCGCGCGCACUCGCUGCGGGACAAGCUUCUGGAAGCUCUUUGCGGUGGCGUUGGUGUUGUUUGCGGAUGCUGGUGCAGUUUCUGCAGGACUGUAAACUGGAUUCCUGGAACCUUUGAUAUUCCUGGCUGUAUAUAGUGCCUGUUGGUGGACUGUACUGAUACUCAACUAGAGUGUGAAGGGACUGGAUUCCUGCCCCUGAGACACAGCGCAAGCUGUAGUGCCCUUGAACAAGAUGACAGCCAUCUCACCAGACUCUCAAACUCUGGCCUCGACUGAACAAAAUGAGGUCCCAAGAGUGGUUACUUCUGGAGAACAAGAAGCUAUUUUAAGAGGAAAUGCUGCUGAUGCAGAGUCUUUAAGACAGAGAUUUAGGUGGUUUUGUUACUCAGAAGUAGCUGGACCCAGGAAAGCUCUGAGUCAACUCUGGGAGCUCUGCAAUCAGUGGCUGAGACCAGACAUUCACACGAAAGAACAGAUUUUAGAGCUUCUGGUGUUUGAGCAGUUCCUGACCAUUUUGCCUGGGGAGAUCAGGAUUUGGGUAAAGUCGCAACAUCCUGAGAGUAGUGAGGAAGUGGUGACCCUAAUAGAAGAUUUGACCCAGAUGCUUGAAGAAAAAGAAGAUCCAGCCUCUCAAGAUUCUACUGUUUCCCAAGAGGAGAACUCAAAAGAGGAUAAAAUGGUCGCUGUUUGUCCCAAUACUGAGUCCUGUGAAUCUAUAACAUUGAAGGAUGUAUCUGUGAACUUUUCAAGAGGAGAGUGGAAGAAGCUGGAGCCUUUUCAAAAGGAGCUAUAUAAGGAAGUGCUUCUGGAAAACCUCAGGAACCUAGAAUUUCUGGACUUUCCAGUUUCAAAAUUAGAGUUGAUUUCCCAGCUGAAGUGGGUUGAAUUGCCAUGGCUGCUGGAAGAAGUCUCAAAAUGCUCCCGACUAGAUGAAUCAGCUUUAGAUAAAAUAAUAGAAAGAUGCCUCAGGGAUGAUGAUCAUGGCUUGAUGGAAGAAUUCCAGCAAUAUUGUGGCAGCUCAGAGGAGGAUCACGGUAAUCAGGGAAAUUCAAAAGGAAGAGUCACACAAAACAAAACUCUUGGGAGUGGCAGUAGGGGUAAGAAAUUUGACCCAGAUAAAAGCCCCUUUGGACAUAAUUUCAAAGAAACUUCAGACUUAAUUAAACAUCUGAGAGUCUACUUGAGGAAGAAAUCUCGGAGGUAUAAUGAAAGCAAGAAACCCUUCAGUUUUCAUUCAGACCUUGUUCUGAACCGCAAGGAGAAAACCACCGGAGAAAAGUCACGGAAAUCUAAUGAUGGUGGGAAAGUCCUGAGUCACUCUUCAGCUCUUACUGAACAUCAGAAACGUCAGAAGAUUCAUUUGGGGGAUAGGUCCCAAAAAUGCAGUAAGUGUGGGAUAAUCUUUAUUAGAAGAUCAACUCUUUCUAGGAGAAAAACCCCUAUGUGUGAGAAAUGUCGGAAAGAUUCAUGUCAAGAAGCAGCCUUAAAUAAAGAUGAGGGAAAUGAGACUGGAGAAAAAACUCAUAAAUGUAGUAAGUGUGGAAAAGCUUUUGGCUAUAGCGCCUCACUCACCAAACAUCGGAGAAUUCACACUGGAGAAAAACCCUAUAUGUGUAAUGAAUGUGGAAAAGCUUUUAGUGAUAGUUCAUCGCUCACACCACAUCAUAGAACUCAUAGUGGAGAGAAACCCUUCAAAUGUGAUGAUUGUGGGAAAGGUUUCACCCUAAGUGCUCACCUCAUUAAACAUCAGAGAAUUCAUACUGGAGAAAAACCUUAUAAAUGUAAAGACUGUGGGAGACCCUUUAGUGACAGUUCAUCUCUUAUUCAACAUCAGCGAAUUCAUACUGGAGAAAAACCCUAUACAUGUAGCAAUUGUGGAAAGUCCUUCAGUCAUAGCUCAUCCCUUUCCAAACAUCAGAGGAUUCAUACUGGAGAGAAACCCUAUAAAUGUGGCGAAUGUGGAAAAGCCUUUAGGCAGAAUUCAUGCCUUACCCGACAUCAGAGAAUUCACACUGGAGAAAAACCGUAUUUGUGUAAUGAUUGCGGAAUGACUUUUAGCCAUUUUACAUCUGUGAUUUAUCAUCAAAGACUUCAUUCAGGAGAAAAACCCUACAAAUGUAACCAGUGUGAGAAAGCCUUCCCAACCCAUUCACUGCUUAGUCGUCAUCAGAGAAUUCAUACUGGUGUAAAACCUUAUAAAUGUAAAGAAUGUGGGAAGUCCUUCAGUCAGAGUUCAUCUCUUAAUGAGCACCACCGAAUUCAUACAGGAGAGAAACCCUAUGAGUGUAACUAUUGUGGUGCAACCUUUAGUCGAAGCUCAAUCCUUGUAGAACACCUAAAAAUUCAUACUGGAAGGAGAGAAUAUGAAUGUAACGAAUGUGAGAAGACAUUUAAAAGUAAUUCAGGCCUCAUUAGACAUCGGGGAUUUCACUCUGCAGAGUAAUCCUGGAACUACAUUAAAGUGGGGGGAAUUUAAUUCAAAUUGUCAGUUACUGAACCCCUGGGAUGUAAACUUACAGUAUUGAUCAGUAGCUGCAACUUUCAUAAAUUGGCAAUUAGGAAAAAUAUUCUUUUGCCCAUUCAUCCCUCUUCUUUUCAAGGAUGGCAAUGACUGGUAAACAGUAAUUAGUUGGUAAAGUCACUGGAAAGGGAAGAAUGCAAAAUGAUUCUGAGGCCAAACGAAUUGGAAAAGCUCUUUUCUUCAGGGGAUUUCUCUCUGAUUUCUUCCACUACCAUGUAGUGUGAUGGAAAGAGAACUUGACUGCAGUCAGAUAACUUGGAUUCUGUCCCAGUUUACCAACCAACUUGCUGUAUACACCUUGGACAAGUCAUUUGACCUUUCAGAAUUUUAUUUUCGUCACCAGCAGAAUGAAGGGAUGGGACUAAUGAUUUUUGCCUUUUUUGGUUUUUUAGUUUUUGUUUUUUUGGUAUUCAUGAUAAUCUCUGAAGCUAUGGACAUAAGUUGUUUUUUUUUUUAUUUGUCAUUACUUUCAAAUUUCUCUAGUAAAAAAUACCAGUAUUCAGGAUGCUGGACUUCUUUUCUUUUCCUUUUUCUUUUUUUUUUCAAUUUUUCUUUUUUGGGAUGGAGUCUCACUAUGUUGUCCAGACUGGUCUUGAACUCCUGGGCUCAAGUGAUCCUUCCAUCUCAGUUUCCUGAGUAGCUGACAUUACGGGUACACUCCACCAAGCCUGGUUCCUAGGAUGCUGGACUUCUAGCUUAGUGAGAAUGCAGUAUACUUUUUGAAAACUUUGUGCAGGAAUCCCUCAAAUGCUGUAACUAGGAAUGGGUCAGUGAAGUUCAAAUGACUUUUUCUUGAGGGAGUAUUUUAAUUGGACAAGGGAACUCUUUUUCUUUUGGGCAUUGGCCAACGGGACUGGGAAGCCAGAGAGCUUGCACCUGAGCCAUCUCAGCCAUGAGAGUAACAGUCCUAGGAAAAUAGAUGGGGGCUGGGGGUAAGGAAAUGUGCUGAAGACAGAGCUGUUCUGGAUGGAUUUUAGUUUGCAAAAAUUCUACUUUAAAACAAUUUUGCCUGUAGCAAGUACAUUUUUUUGCAAUUGGAGUGUAAACAUUCUGUAUGGCAACAGUUAAAAGCUGUUCUAACAAUUUGCUUGGGGGGUGUGUGUGUGCAUGUGCGUGUGUGUGUGUGUGUGUGUGUGUGUGUGUGUGUGUGUAUACAUUGUUGCCACUAUCUAAAAUUAGGGCGUUUCAUACUAAAAACAAAGCUUGUCUUAAAAAAAUUAUAAGGGCUAACAACACUGGGCUUAUAUUUCUGUAAAGCACUCAGCUUGUCCUGGGUAGCAGCUGCCACCUUUUGAUGGGGAAUCGACUUUCUGACUUAGCUAGUUCUCUCAUGUAUGUAACCUGACUUUCCCACUGUAUGAAUGUUCUAUUAUAACCCCAUUUGGAGAAUAGAUAUAACCCCAUUUGGAGAAUAGAUAUAACCCCAUUUGGAGAACAGAUAUAACCCCAUUUGGAGAAUAGAUUCCCACGGUAUGAAUGUUCUAUUAUAACCCCAUUUGGAGAAUAGAUACCCUAAAAUCUAAAGAGCCCACUGAUAGCAAGUAAAGUUCAGGGAAUGAAUGUAGAAUUGAUACAGAAAAAAGUUUCAGUUAAGUUUUCUUUUGUGAAAUUAGACUUCAGAGUAAUAGAAUAUACGGGUAUUGGUGGAUUAUUCCUUAUAAAUUUCAUUGGUGGAGUCUGAAUAAUAAUUUCCAACAGAAAAAGGAACUUAAGGCCCUGAAUGAGUGAGUUUUUGGCUUCAGGUCAUAGGGUUCUGGAAGAACCCCAUGGACUCAACAGUGGUCUAGAAAUAAGUUCCUAAAGUUGAAAUUGUAGGCAGCUCCUAUGAAAAGAGAGCUAAACCAGAAAACUCUUGGCUUAUGGAAGUAAAGCGAUCCUUAAUGCUGAUCUUAGACUCAGGAACAUUUACUGUGACUAAUGUAUGUAGGUGUGAAAUGCUACCUCUGGGAGAAGGUUUUUGGUGCCUCCCCAACCCCAAGCCUGCAGUUUAAAUAUUGCUGUGUGAUAAAUUGGUCUGCAUAGUUACUGCUAAGCAGACCAACGAAUCAUAUUCUAGCCAUGAAAGGAAUAUUUAUUAUGAGAAUCAUUCAUAAUGGUUUUAAGUUUUUUUCUGAAAAAUAUAAUUUAUAGAAAGAGUUGAAGAAAUACGUAAAAGUCUUCAGAAGAGGCUUGUUCCAAGAUGAUUACUCUUAGACUCCCUAACAUUCAUAACAGUGUUUUAUCCCAGUGUCCAUUGGGAAUCUGGAGUAUAAACUUUUUUUUAAAGGAAUUUAUUGAGGUACAAAUUACAUAUCAUUAAAACCAUUUCAAGUGUACAAUUCAGUGAGUUUUAGUAAAUAUGCUGAGUUGUGCAACCAUUACCAUAAUCCAUUUUUUAGAACAUCAUCCAAGUAAGAUCCGUUAUUCCAGUUUACAGUUAAUCUCCCUUCCAACCUCUAAUCCCAGGCACCCACUACUCAGUCUACUUUGUGUCUCUAGAGUUGUCUUUUUCUGUACAUUUUAUGUUAUAUGUGAUCUUUCUGUGUUUUUUUCAUUAAUGUGUUUUAAGUUCAUCCAUGUUGUAACAUACUAGUACUUUAUUCCUUUUUAUCAUAAAUAAUAUUACAUUAUGUGGAUGCUUUGUGCAUUCACUAGUUGAGGAGCAUUUGAGGUUGUUCCAGUUUUUGCCUGGUAGGAAUAAUGCUGCUUUGAACAUUGGUAUGCAAGUGUUUUGAACGUUAGUGUGCAAGUCUUUGUGUGGACAUGUUUUCAUUUUUCUUAGGCAGUUGCCUGAGGGGAGUUGCUAGGUCAUACAGUAAAUUUUUGUUUUACUUUGUUAGGAAACUGCCAAAUUGUUUUCCAAAGUGACCGCAUUAUUUUACAUUCUGACUAGUAAUUUGUGGGGGUUCCCAUUUGUCUACAAUCUUGCCAGUCAUUGUUGUCUGUUUUUUAAAAAUUAUACCCAUCCUAGUGUUUGAAAUGAUAUUCCUUUGUGGUUUUAACUUUGAUUUUCCUGAUGGCGAAUAAUGUCAAAGCAUCUUUUAUGUGCUCUUCAGCCAUUCAUGUAUCUUAGUGAAAUGUUUAUUCAGAUUUUUUGUCCAUUUGAAAUUAGAGUUUGCUGAUAUUGUGUUGUAGUCCUUUUUAUUCUGGAUAUAAGUCCUUUAUCCAAUAUGAACUUUCUAAAUACCAUGUACUAGCUACAGAGGGCAGCCUCAAACUCUGUUGGAUAAUAUUUAUCAAAGUCUUGAUUUCAGUGGUUAAGUCUGUAUAAUUGCCCGCAGGACAUUCAGUCUGGCCCAUCACCCAAAUAUUUAAAUUCACUUUUGGAUUAAGUCAGAUUAUCAAAAGGCUUUAAACAUCUUUUGAUUCAUUAUAAGAUUGCUUUUAUGAAGAGCACUGUGACACAUUUUACUUUAAAAUGAAGUCCUUGCUUUAAAUAAUGUUUCCUCUUAAUGAGCUUGUAUAAAUUUUUUUCAUGUCACAGGACAAGGCAAGGUUUUGGUCAAUAAAGUCAUUUUAUUUAUUUUCGAAUUAUUUUUUAAUGUACUAAAAUAUAUAUAGCAUAAAAUUAACCAUUUAAACACUUUUUGGUUAUACAACUCAGUAGCAUUUAGAUAGAUGCACAUUUUGUGCAGUCAUCACCACUAUCUAUCUCCAGAACUUUUUCAUCAUCCCAAACUGAAACUCUGUACUCCUUAAACAGUAACUCCCCAUUUUCUCCUCCUCAGGCUCCUGGUAACCACUGUUCUACUUCCUGUCUGUACAAAUUUGACUGUUCUAAUUACUUGGUAUGAAUGAAAUAAUACAAUAUUUGCCCUUUUGUGUGUGGCUUAUUUCACUUAGCAUUAGGUUUUCAAGGUUCGGCCAUGUUGAAGCACAUAUCAGAAUUUAAUUCCUUUUUAAGGCUGAAUAAUAUUCCAUUUUACUUGUAUACCACAUUUUGUUUAUCCUUUUAUCUGCCAAUGGACAUUGAAGGUGUUUCCACCAUUUUGGCUAUCAAGAAUAACAUUGCUAUAAUCAAUGGUGCUUUCUUUUAAGUAUACACCUAGAAAUGGAAUUGCUGGAUCUUAUGAUUCUAUGUUUAACUUCUUGAGGAAGUGCAACUACACUAUUUUAAAUUCCCACCAGCUAUGUACAAGGGUUUCAAUAUCCCCGCCCUUGCUAACACUUAUUUUCUAUUUCUUUUUUAUAAUAGACAUCCUAAUGGGUUUGAAGUGGCAUCUUAUUCUAGUUUUGUUCUGCAUUUCCCUAGUGAUUAGUGAUGUUAACUCUCUUUUUAUGUGCUUAUUGACCAUUUGUAUCUCUUCUUUGGAGAAAUGUUUAUUGAAGUCCUUUGCCCAUUUUUUAAUUGGUUUUGUUGCCGUUGUUGUUUAGUUGUAGAAGUUCUUUAUAUAUCCAGAAUAUUAAAGAACUUUUCAGAUAAAUGAUUUGCAAAUACUUUCUUCCAUUCUGUAUGGGUUGCCUUUUCAUUCUGUUACUAAUGCCCUUUGAAAAAAGGUUUUAAUUUUGGUGAAGUUCAAUUUUUCAAUUUUUUGUUUUGUUCCCUGUGCUUUUCUGGUCAUACCCAAGAAACCAUGGCCAAAUCCAAUGUCAUGAAGCUUUUCUCCUGUUCUAGGAGUUUUAUAGUUUCAGGUCUUAUGUUUAAGUCUUUUAACGAUUUUGAUUUUUAUGUAUGGUAAAGGGUCCAUCUUCAUUCUUUUGCAUGCGAAUAUCCAGUUUUCCCAGCCCCAUCUGUUGAAGAGACUAUCCUUUCCACAUCAUGUAUUCUUUGCACUCUUGUCAAAGAUCAUUUGACCCUAUACAUGCAUGUUUAUUUCUGGCUGUCUACUCUGUUCCUUUGGUCUAUAUGUUUGUCUUUAUGCCAGUACCAUGCUAUUUUGAUUACUCCAGUAAUGUUCUGUAAUCAGGAUUACACUAUGUUUCCUGUAGUACGUUUUUGAAAUGAGGAAGUGUGAGGCCUCCAGCUUUGUUCUUUUCCAAAUUGUUUUGGCUAUUCGGGGGUCCUUAAGAUUUCAAAUGAAUUUUAGGAUGGUUUGUUUGUUUUUGUGGAAAAUGGCAUGGAGAUUGGGCUUGCAUUGAAUUUGUAGAUGGCUUUGGGUAAUGUGGACAUAUUAACAAUAUCAAACAUUACAGUCUGUGAACCCAAGGUGUCUUUCCAUGUAUUUGUGCCAUCUUUAAUUUUUUUCAGCAAUGUGUUAUAGUUGUGAUUGUACAAGCCUUUUGCCUCCUUGGUCAAGUUUAUUCUUGAGUGUUGUAUUGUUUUUGAUGCUGUUGUAAAUGGGUCUUUGUUAGUGAAGCAUAACUGAGUUUCGAGUGUUGAUUUUGUAUCUUGCAACUUUGCUGAAUUUGUUUAUUAGUCAUAAUAGUUUCUUGUGAAAUUUUUGGGAUUUUAAAAUAUAAGAUUAUGGCAUCUGCAAAUAGAUAAUUUUUCCUGCUUCCUAAUUUGGAUGGCUUUAACUUGCCAAUUGCUCUGGCUAGGACUUCUAGUACUGUGUUGAAUAGAAGUAGCAAGAGCAGGCAUCUGUGCCUUUUCCUGAAAUGCUUUCCAUUUUAUAUCAUUCUGUAUGAUGUUAGCUGUGGUCUUUUCAUAUUUGACCUUUAUUAUGUUAAGGUAAUUUCCUUUUAUUGAUAAAUUGUUUGAAGGACAGUUUUGCUGGAUAUAGAAUUCUCAGUUGACAGUUUUUUUUUUUCUUUCUGCACUAAGAGUAUAACAACGCCACAGCCUUCUGGCUUCCAAGGUUUUUGAUGAGUAAUCAACAGUCUCACUGAGGAUUUCUUUUAUGUGAUGAUUUGAGGAUUUCUUUUAUGUGAUGAUUUGCUUCUCUCUUGAUGCUUUUGAGAUUCUCCUUUUGUCUUUGGAUUUCAACAGCUUGAUUAUAACUUGUCUUGGUGUCUCUGUGGGGUGAGGGUAGGAGUCAAUUGCAGUGCUUGUUGCCAUAGUUCAGAACCUGUACCACAAAGACCCUUCCAGUUCUGUAGAAUGGUUUAUUGCUUUAUUAUCAGUGCAACAGAGAGUCACUGGAGGUUCUCUGUGUGUGUGAGUGUAUAAAUAAAGAUUUAAUUUUGUUUUGCUCUUUUGUUUUCCCCUCGGAAUAGUUUAUCAGAUGAGAAAUUUCUUGAUCACUGGGGAGAAAUAUCUUACAAUUCUGAAAACACACUGUCAAAAUGCUUUUCAUAAAAUGUAGCAUAUUUUAGGGUUUCUCCCUUGUGUGGAAAUGUUAGUGUCUAUAAUAAAGGUCUGAACUAAGAAAGCUUCUCUCAAGCCAGAACACAUGUGAGGUUCCUCUGCUGAAUGUAUCUUUUGGUGCUCAGUAAGUUGUGAUUUCUAAACAAAGUGUUUUUCACCCUGAGAAAUUGGUGAGAUGUCUCUCUCUCAGAGUCUUUUUUAUGAAGUCUGAUAUUGAGAGGUUCUUCCAGGUUGGAGUCCUCAGGUCUCUCUCCCUUGUAGAUUAUCAGAGUGGGUCAAUAAUCUACAAGCUUUGCUAAACCUACCUGUAGCUCUUCUGGGGUGGCGGCGGUGGUGGUGGUGGUGGCAGCGGCAGGGUUCCCUGUUGAUUUUCUAAAUGUUUAUAGUCCUUUUGUAAAGUGGACCUUUGCUUUCUAAGGUAAUGGUGAAUGAUACAUAUUCCCUUCAUUUUUCUGCUUUGAAGCUUCAAUCUUCUUCAUUUUCUCUUUUGAUCUGUCAACACAAUCGGAACCUUUACCUCUUUGAGCAUCUUUAAGGCAGUUGCUUUAAAGUCUGUCUAGCGAGUCAAUGUUUGGUCUUCCUCAUGUCCAUUUUUGGUUGGUUUAUUUUGUGCCUUUGAAUGGUCCAUACUUGUUUCUUUGUAUGCAUUGUGAUUGUUUUUGUUGACAACUAGACAUUUGAAUUUUAUAAUGUGGCAGCUCUGGAAAUCAGAUUAUUCCUUUUUCCCCAGGGUUUAUUUUUUGUUUUUUGUGUUGUGUGUUUUUUGUUUUCGUUUUUGUUUUACUGUCAUAGGCUGUCUCUGUGCUAGGGAUCAGCCUGUGUUGAAUGCCUAAAGUUGUCUCAAUUCUUUUCAGAACCUGCGUUUUUCCCUGGGCAGGGGCAAUGACUUUCUGAAUUCUCCUAGAUACUCAGUUUUUUGAAUGUCCAGAAAAACAGGUGUCAUCCCUUUUUUCUCCUGGAAGCCACUUUAGCCAGUUGGGGGUUGGGAGAAUGGUAGCUUGCUUCUUUGUCUGCUCUUUCUCUGUGAUCAGAAGUAGAUAUCUGCAAUCAGAACCCUGCUAUUUGGAGGAAGUGGCCUUUAUUGUCCACCCUGGCUGCAGCAAGCUGAUCCAGAAAUGUGGGGUUGUGUCUCCACAGCUGCCUGCCAUGGAGUGGGUGGGGAUGGGUAGCUGCUACUUCAGUGAAGGCUGAAAUCCACCAAUGUUAACUGCAAUUUACCAGUCAGGAUUUCCCCUAGAAGCUACAAGUGUUCAGAUGGACUCAUGUGCUCCCAAAAUAAUCACUUUAGGAACUUUCUGCCGAUGUAAUUAUUAUCUAGGUGGAGAGGUGGAUUCCUGGGCCACUCUCUCCAUGUCUUUGAUUUUUCCUACUUUCUUGAAGAUUUCUUCAACUUUAUCUUCCAGCUCUACUAUUAAAUGUUGUGAAUGUUUUUAUCUCUGCUGUCAUAUUUUUAUUUCCAAGUGCAUUAUCUGAUUCUUUGUUCCUUUUUUCUAAUUGGUUUUAUUUCAUAGGUGAAAUAUUUUUUCUCUGAGCAUGUUAAUUAUAGUGUCUUUCUGUGUUAUUCUGCUCCCUGCAUUAUCCCUGUUUCCUUUGAGUUGUUUUUACCUGUUUUCUGUCUCUCACACUGGAGGCUUUCCUGAAGCCUCUGGUGAUCUUUGACUAUUUAUAUUUAAGAGCAGGGCUCUAAAAAGCUGAUUGGAAGGUGUUUUAGGUACUUCAGCACCAUCCAGCAGUAAUAUAAUGUGAGCCACAUACAUAAUUUCAAAUUUUCCAGUAGCCACUUUUAGAAAAUAAAACAGGUAAAAUUAAAAAUGUAUUUUGCUUCACCCAAUAUAUCCAUAAUAUUAUUUCAUUAUGUAAUCAAUGUAAAAAAUUAUUGAGACAUUUUGUUUUUUUGCACUAUUUUUGAAAUCUGGUAUAUAAUGUGUUACAGCAUGUCUAAAUCUACACACAAAAUUUUCAUUUGUAAUACGUAACUCACAUUUAGAUUUAUAAAACGUAGAGUUGAUAAGUAGAUUCACGUAGUUCUUGCAAACAUACUUUGUUGUUGUUCUAAAUAUACUUAAUUUUCCAAUAACUGAAUCAAGUAUCCAAUUUUUUUUUUUUUUUUUUUUUGAGAUGGAGUCUCACUCUGUUGCCCAGGCUGGAGUGCAGUGGCGCGAUCUCGGCCCACUGCAACCUCCGCCUCCUGGGUUCCAGCGAUUCUCCUGCUUCAGCUUCCCCAGUAGCUGAGAUUACUGAUGCACACUGCCAUGCCUGGCUAAUUAUUUUAGUAGAGGGGGGGUUUCACCGUGUUGCCCAGGCUGUUCUCCAAAUCCUAAGCUCAGGCAAUCUGCCUGUCUCGGCCUUCCGAAGUGCCGGGAUUACAGGUGUGAACCGCCGCACACAACCCCAAUUUUUUUUGAUAUUUGUAUCCACAUUAACAAAACUCUUAUUAGAAAAAUUCAUUUAAUAUCUAGGCAAAAUUAUAUCACUUUCAAAACUUUUUAAGUAAAUUCAGUAAUUCAUAUCAAUUCAGUUUAUUAGCAUCAAAUUUGAUGAAGCAUUGCAUAAAUGGAAACAAAACAGUUUAUCAAUACAAUAUCAUUCUUCAGAUUUUAUUUUUUGCAGCCAUUUAUUAACAUUUAAAAUUUUCUGCAUAUUGACUCAUUUGAAAAAUAUGUGAGUUAUUCUGUUUUAUUUGUAUUAUGAAAUGUUUCUAUUGUAAAUAAAUUACCUGUCUAGCCAGGUCACAAGUUUUUCCCAUUUUAGGAGCUUCAAAUUUAGCUUGUUCAUAUGCAGCGUGAUAUUAGGGAGAAAAUGUGAAUCACAGUGCUACUUUUUGUCUUUGAUUGAAUAUUUGGUAACAUUUCUUUUGUUUCAAGGAAAUCUUGAAUUGGAUUUUCUAGUACAGGAAAUCCUUAUAAAAUUCUUUUGUAUGUCAUCCAAGUAACAUUGGUAAAGAAACAAGAUCAUUAGAUACAUUGCCUUUUUUUUUCAGAAGUUUCAUAAACUGUUAGCAUUCUAUAGCUUUUGUGCAUAUAUACUGAAGAAUUAUAACACAUGUAUCCAUGACUCGUUUCUUGGAGUCUGCUUCAGAAAAUUGAACACAAAUAUUUUCAGUAUGUAUCAUGCAAUAGAAUAAAGCGAUGAGGGAAAAGUUAUCCUCUUGCUUUAAAAUUCCAACAUGGAUGGUGUUUUGACUUAACUUAGCUGGAGUUCCAUCGUUGUGAUAGAAACUAACUUUUCUGUCUCUAACUGAAAUUCUUUGACAGAUGGAAGAUUGUCAAAAAUAUCUGCCAUGAGUUUCAGCCUUUAGGCAAUGAAUUCACAUUUCAUUGCCUUUACAUGAAUCGACAUUGUAAAUUUGGAGGUUCUUUGAGACAGAAUAUACCCAGAGUUUUCUUUGGGCAGUGUCUUAUAUCAAACAGUUAAUCCAAGGCUAAAGAAAGAUACUUGAAAUUUUUCAAAAUUUGAAUUAAUUGGUCUUUAUUAUUAAAAUAUAAAUAUUCUAUUAGCAAAAAUAUAUUUUGUUCAUAUAUAUCCAAGAGCAAAAUUGUUUAAUGAUUUCACUGACAUUUUCAGUUUUCGUGAAUGUCUUUUAAGGUCUUUUCCUCAUAAUUUUCUAAAUACGAUAAAGUGAUAAUUUCUUCAUCUCUCCAUCUAAGGUUCUUUGUAUAUGCAUGUGUAAGAAGCUAUUUUAUAGCUUGCCAGGUUUACAAACUCAGACCCUUUUAAAAGCUGUUUAAAUUGUUUUGUUAGAAGUUUCACUCGCAGUUCAUAUGAGUAAUUUUGUGUAUUCUUUUUUGACUUACAUUCACUAAAUGGUUGCUAAAAAUUACGUCUUAAAUAUUGUCUUAACUAUUAUCUACUAUGUAUCUUUAACACUUUUGAAUACAACAAACAGCUUUUCCAUUUUGCUCUGCUGCAGUAAAUUGCAAUUGCCAUUCAUCAUUAAAUGUGCACUAUACUGUCUUCUAGUCUUCUUUCUUGACUCUGCCAGUUGUAGUACCAGCUUCUGUAUCUGCACUGAAUUCUGCCUCAGUAAUAUGCCUUUGUUUAAAAUUUAAAUAUUUUUUCAUAUUUUUAACCUAGAAAAUAAUUAUAAUGAAAAUAUUAAGUAUCUCAUUUUAGGAUUCUGAUUUACAUAGGUAUCACUGUAACUUGUGCUGUUUGCAUAGGUAUACUCUAUCUUGUGCUAUCUGCAUAAAAUAUCCAAGUAAACACAUUGUGAUUUUACAUCCGUGCAUAGAAAAAAAAUCAUCUGAACUCAAUCAAUCUGUUGAUACUGACUAGAUUGGUGACGUGUUUACGUGUAACACUAGUGAUAAUGCACGUUCCUGUACAAGCAUUAUAAUACAACAGUGUCCUAUGCCAUGCAGUGGUUAAAGUGAAUUGUAGUUCUAUCAAAAUAAAGAUACGUUUAGUGGAAAAGUA
This is a messenger RNA of Pongo pygmaeus (Bornean orangutan), 13127 nucleotides long. RefSeq names its product zinc finger protein 483 (gene ZNF483). The record is from RefSeq and is a predicted model, not a curated record. The transcript has 6 exons. The coding region runs from base 257 to 2467 and encodes 736 amino acids. Gene Ontology annotation, biological process: regulation of DNA-templated transcription. NCBI's taxonomy places the organism in Eukaryota, Metazoa, Chordata, Mammalia, Primates, Hominidae. Gene Ontology annotation, molecular function: DNA-binding transcription factor activity, RNA polymerase II-specific; RNA polymerase II cis-regulatory region sequence-specific DNA binding.